AUGGCCCUGAACUACGUGCCCCUGUCGGCCGGCGAUCAAAGGAGCAGGAUGGCCUACCGCGCCUCCCACGGCGAUCUCAACCUGUCUGCCUUAGCCCUGGCGAUGGUCUCUGGAGACAGCUUCCUCGUUGCCAGGCGUGAGGCGAUUCUUCCAGGACCCGCUCCUCGUCAGGCCGUCCGGCAGAGCGUUCAGGCCGACAGCCGUCGGGCGACUGGGGUCGGCCGCAGCCCGCAACGCUUUAGAAAGGGAAGGGAAGCUGAUGGGCGGAACCGCUCCCGUCAGGCCAGAUUCUCACCUUAUCCGACCCCCGCGGUCAAACUGGAUCUCUUAAGGAGUGUGCUGCAGCAGCGUCUGAUUGCAGUUGGGAGUGUUGUCGCAGCCCGUCUUUCGGCUUAAUAUGCAAACCUCCCGUCGGCCCUCGAUCCGCUUGUAAACAAGGCCUCUCUCAAAUCC
Messenger RNA from Panthera uncia (snow leopard), 453 nucleotides. It is a transcript of the gene CD1H11orf71, whose product is annotated as chromosome D1 C11orf71 homolog. Gene Ontology annotation, cellular component: nucleus. Lineage: Eukaryota; Metazoa; Chordata; Mammalia; Carnivora; Felidae. The transcript has a single exon. The record is from RefSeq and is a predicted model, not a curated record. The coding region runs from base 1 to 396 and encodes 131 amino acids.